AUGGCAGAACUUAGUUAUCACAUGAUGAGGUCGGCUAAUCAGGCUAGAGAAGCUGAGGAGCAACGUACAACGGCAAGAAAAAAGAACUUGCUUAUUUUAGUAAUGCACUAUUUGAGUGAAGAGGGGUACGUUGAAUCAGCACUGUCCCUUUCAAAGGAAACUAAUUUGGAUUUUCAUAAGUAUGAAGUGUGUGAUAAUGUGGACUUGGAAACAGUUUUACUAGAAUAUGAAAGUUACUACUUUGUUAAGUUCCAGAAGUAUCCAAGGAUUACUAAGAAGAUAUCAGAUAAAAUGCCGAAGGCUGAGAGGGUGCGACAUGCAGAUGGCUCGGCGAAGACAAGAAAACGACCUUCUCUUCCACAUUUAAACACUCGACAGAACUCUGUGCAUGAUACAGGGCCGAAUUAUCAGCAAAAUCUCCCGAAUAUUGACGAAAAUAUAAAUGCAAACAAAAAUCGAUCAUUCAAUGGAUUAACUGUACAAGGGAAACAAGAUCCUUUUGUACAAACAUCAGGGCGUACAAUCAAAAGUGGUAUUCCACUGAAUUUAUCGCAUACUUCGUCCAUAACCUUAUCAAAUCAAAUAGAAUCGAAUCAGAAUGGUUGUAUAUCUUCUUUAAACAAACAAAACUUUCCACGUCAAUUUAUUGACUAUAGAUCAAUGUUAAGUCAAGAAACACGAUUACCUUUAGAAGAAAACCAAGUUAUCGAAGAUCCACAGGAACGUUUAUUAAAGCCUUUAGGAAGUUAUUUAGGCUAUACAGGAGAAUGGAGAAGUUUGGCUUUAACAAUUUCACGUGACAUAUUUCUUCAAAAUCCAAAUGUUCGAUGGGAUGAUAUCAUUGGUUUAAGUUCUGCAAAAAGACUCGUGAAAGAAGCAGUUGUAUAUCCAAUCAAAUAUCCUCAAUUAUUUGCUGGAAUAUUAUCACCUUGGAAAGGAUUACUACUCUAUGGACCACCAGGUACAGGAAAAACUCUGUUAGCCAAAGCUGUUGCUACGGAAUGCAAAACAACAUUUUUCAAUAUUUCUGCAUCAACUAUUGUUAGUAAAUGGAGAGGUGAUUCAGAAAAAUUAGUCCGUGUUCUAUUUGAAUUAGCAAGAUUUCAUGCACCUUCAACAAUAUUCCUGGAUGAAUUAGAUUCUUUAAUGUCUCAAAGAGGUUCAAUAUCUGGAUGUAACACUUCAAACGGUGGUGGUUCAAAUAUAUCCAUUGGUAGUGAGCAUGAAGGAUCACGUAGAAUGAAAACAGAAUUAUUAAUGCAAAUGGAUGGUUUGGCGAAAUCUGAUGAUUUAGUAUUUUUGUUAGCUGCAUCAAAUCUACCCUGGGAGUUAGACCAUGCAAUGCUUCGUCGGUUAGAGAAACGAAUUCUAGUCGAUUUGCCAAAUAAAGAAGCAAGAAUACGUAUGUUUGAAACAUUUUUACCACCAGUUAUUGGACAAGGAACAUCAGGUGGACUACAGCUAAAAUGUUAUUUAGAUUAUGAUAUAGCCGCAGAGUUAACAGAAGGUUAUUCUGGUUCAGAUAUACGAUUAGUUUGUAAAGAGGCAGCAAUGAGAGUUGUAAGAAAAAUAUUUGACAUUUUAGAGAAUUGCUCCAAUGAAAAUCUUCCUCAAACACACAUAAAUCUUGAUCCAAUUACAACUGAAGAUGUCAAAGAAGCUAUAGCAUCAACAAUGCCAUCAGCUAGACAACUUGCUGAAAAGUAUUUAGAAUGGCAACAACAAUUCGGUUCAUCUUAA
Heterobilharzia americana is the source of this 1740-nucleotide messenger RNA. The record is from the annotation of a GenBank genome assembly. Lineage: Eukaryota; Metazoa; Platyhelminthes; Trematoda; Strigeidida; Schistosomatidae.